AUGGUUUGCACUCCUAUCCUGACAGAAGGAGCGAUCACAACAGAGAGUUGGGUGGCUAAAGGAGUUUUCACAGUGCGCAUGGAUGGAUGAAAGUAAAAUGGGUAAAAGAGGGAAAAAAGGGGAAUCCCACCAACAUCCAUGUCAAGACUCAUCUUUCUGGACUUCUUCUGUCUGGUACUCAGGAAGGAAAGAACAUCUGUCAGUUGUGUGAUCCUUGUAUGUUCAUCACUAUUCAGUCCUGGAUUCCUGCUGGGAGAAGUGCAAGAGAAAAACAUCAGCUUCUGUCAGUCGCACCGAAUUGUUGCAGAGGUGGAAGGACAGGGGACAGCGUGGUGAACAGACCAGCUCAGGAGCAUCUGUGUUUACUCUGCAUGGUCACUGUGAAUGAAAGGUGUGGAACUGAAGGACAUGUAGAUGUUACCGUUUACACAUCCGGCCUCCUAAAGACUAAUUAUUGUCUGGGAUCUCUUUACAAAAUCUAAAAGGCAAUUUCUCUCUCUGGUGAACUGACAUCCACUACCUCACAAUAAUGACCUUUGCCUGAAUUGCAGAUUCAAGCCCCCACCCUACCCCACCCCAGCCCUCCUGAGUACCUUUAAAUACUGGUAAUCACAAAUGACAGUGUUCACAUAUGUCAUUGCGACUGGAUACACAUACGCUACAGUCAUGCCAUCUCCGGUGAUUUAGGUUUAAGCAUGUCGUGGGACAAACUGGAGAUCUGUGCUCAGUCAAUGGCAGCUGGAGCCAAGAGAACAGAGACUAAUGAGAAAGGUAGAGAUUGAAGGCCUGUUCCAUUAGUACUCCCAGGGGAAGCAUGGGCCUGUAUGCUGGCCGGACACUCUGACCUCUCCCAAAUACAUGUGGGACAUUACUGUGGUGUGCACCGGAAAUAUCUGCAUGGCAGACAGACAACUGCGCUUCUUGGAGUACCAGACAUGGAUAUGGAUGUAACUAUUUUCUUAUACACAAAUAUCUGACUGCUAUUUUCUCACUGUAUACAAAAGAAGCAAAAAGGCUCAUGUUAUGAGCAGUACAUUUUAGCACUGCACUGGAGAAAGAGAGUCUGCGUUUCUUUGUUUUCUUGGUUGGCUGUGACUCUCCUGCCUGGGAAUAUCAUGCGACUAUAAACAGGAGGUGGCUCAGACAUCUGAUCCCUGCUCUGCUCAUCUAUCAGUUAUCUCAGCAUUACCAAAUCAAACCAGAGAUCUGAGAGAAGAAAAAAAAUCAGCCUAGAAGACAUCAGCCUAUGUUCCCCAGCAUCCACUGGAUACAGGUGGCUAAUUGCUUAGCUUUCUUGCCAACAAGGUCAGAAAGGAGAAAAGUGACAACUCAUUGACAUCUUUGGUGAGACAGUUGGGGUUUUUCGGCCUCUCUGGGAGGGACUAGCAGUAAAAGGAAAAGCCUCGCUGGGGGCUCUAGUUGAACGGAAGCACUUUUCUACAAGCGAUGUUUGGAUGCGAUGCUCGUCUCUGUGGAUCUAACAUGGACUCUAUGGCCUGAUUACACCGCUCUGGUGUUCAGAUAGUGCUGGAGGCAAGGGAUAAUGUGCCCUGAAAAAGAAGCCACCAUGAGCAACGUCACGGUCACCGACAACACUGAGCCCAUCAGCGGCACCAUGAGUCCGGCGACCCCCAGCCUAUAUCCUGUUAGUUUUCAGGUCUCCCUGACAGGCUUCCUCAUGCUAGAAAUCCUGCUUGGCCUGAGCUCCAACCUCACUGUGCUUGCCCUUUACUGCAUGAAGUCAAACCUCAUUAGCUCCGUCAGUAACAUCGUCACUAUGAACCUCCAUGUGCUGGAUGUACUGGUUUGCGUGUGCUGCAUCCCUCUCACCAUUGUGGUGGUCCUACUCUCCCUGGAAGGAGACACAGCCCUCGUCUGUUGCUUCCAUGAAGCCUGUGUUUCCUUCGCUAGUGUUGCCACUGCUGCUAAUGUACUGGCCAUCACCCUUGAUCGUUACGACAUCUCUGUCAAACCAGCCAACAGAGUCCUGACCAUGGGUCGUGCCCUGGCCCUGCUGGCCACCAUCUGGGUGCUAUCCUUUGUUAGCUUCCUUGUACCCUUUAUUGAGGUGGGCUUCUUUGCUCAAGGCCACACAGAGCAGAACCAGACACUGGUGGAGAACGUGGUCCCCACUAACCAGUACUACAAUGAACUUGGCCUCUAUUACCACUUGCUUGCUCAGAUUCCUAUUUUCUUCUUUACUGCAAUUGUCAUGCUAAUCACCUACUCAAAGAUCCUGCAAGCGCUCAACAUUCGCAUUGGUACGCGUUUCCAUGCUUCACAGAAGAAGAAAGCUCGCAGGAAAAAGCGUCUGUCCAUGACAACCAUGACAACACAGCAAGAGACCACGGACGGCUCGCAGAGCAGUGGCACCCGUAAUCCCACGCUGGGUAUGCGAACCUCCGUCUCCGUCAUUAUUGCCUUGCGCAGGGCAGUUAAACGUCACAGGGAAAGACGAGAACGCCAAAAGAGAGUUUUCAGAAUGUCCCUCCUCAUCGUGUCUACUUUUUUGCUGUGCUGGACGCCCAUCACGGUACUAAACACAGUAAUCCUCAGCGUGGGCCUCAGUGACCUGAUGGUCAAGUUGCGACUAGGCUUCCUGGUCAUGGCUUAUGGGACAACUAUCUUUCACCCACUACUCUAUGCCUUCACAAGGCAGAAGUUCCAGAAAGUCUUGAAAAGCAAGAUGAAGAAGCGAGUGGUGUCAAUAAUUGAGGCGGACCCUACCCCCAAUAACGCUAUUAUUCACAACUCUUGGAUUGACCCAAAGAGGAACAAAAAGGUGACGUUUGAGGACAAAGACGCCCAACUGAAAUGUCUAUCUUCAGAGAAUGUGGAGUGAAGGAACUUAUCAUCUUAUCAGCAAAUACAGUCAAAGCAGCUAAAACUGACAUCAGGUCAUGACGAAAAAGGGAAAACGUUAAUCCAAAGCAGUAAUGUAAAUGUUAUGGGCAGUAGAACAUACAACAACAUGAGUUAGAUUAUUUAUUACUAUUUAUUGAGAACAAAACUAGGUUUCAUAGAUAUACUGUCUACUGUACUGUAGAUAUUGCAUGGCUUUUUGUAUCAGUCGCAACAUAAAUAACAUUGUGUACAUACAAAUACAUGUACAGAAUAGGGUAAACAAAGUAUAUAUAUAUAUAUAUAUAUAUAUAUAUAGACAGAGAGAGAGAGAUAGAGAGAGAGACAAAGACAUAGAAAUUGUUAUGUAAAUGUAUAUUUAUAAUAAAUUUUGUGUUCACUCGUACUCUCCCCUCCCCCGAGUAAAAUGUCUGUGACUGUGUAACAGCUGUGAGAUUACUCCCAUUCAUCACUGUGCAACUCGUUCUGACACCAGACCCUGAUAUCACCAGUGACCACUGACCUUAUUGCCGAGAAAGAGCACUCACACUUAAAUGAGACAAUAAGCGUGAAGCCACACCAAAACACACACAGGUCAAAUGUAAUGUGGAAACAUAGGUAUUGGAAGUUGUGGAUGUUUUAUUGCUUUAGCUAAAAGUGUAAAAAAAACCCUUUGAGAUUGCCGCUCACAAACACCGCUUUUAUAGUCGACAAAGACCAAGAUCACAUUUCUCAGACGCAACAGAACGCCACAGUUCUCAUCAUCACGUCUGACAUAAAAACAGAUGUUAUGAAAAAUCUGUUUCGCAUUAGCAGUCACCUCUUUGAGCCAAAUGGAAAUUCUACAGUUGCCUUAUUUUCAUUUGAUGAAUUGUGUUGUGGCAGAACAGGAGACUGUGACAGUGACGAGCACAUGCUGAACACGCUGAAUGAAUGAUCAGCAAGCAUUGUGUUUAUUUUCGAUGGCACAAUAAUCCACAGAUAACGUUUCAAUACACAAGUUUCUUAACCGAAGGGAAAUUGUUGUAUUAUCGAAUUGUCUGUGCUUAACAACAACAGCCAAACGACAAUGCUUUCCAAAUAAGCAAAUCCGUGACUGUAAUAAAGGAUCACUGCAAAUAUCAUGAAGGAAAAUAAAAGAUUUUGUUUACAAUACACAACAAUGAAGUUCUUCUUCCAUGCUUGCGUGUAACUACCAGUAGUGCAUGCCUUUGAUUGUUUAUCAAAGAGAAAGGACGGUAAAUGUGUUUGUAUUUUUCAGCUGAUAGAUUAUGAUGCAGCCAGCUUUGUAUUUUUGGCUCAACUUGUCUAGUUGACACAUUUGCCCUAAAUAACUCAGAAUAAUUUAUUCAUUCAGCUGCAGAAGACUUUCUGAAGUAAAAAUCUGCAGGAAAAAAAAAUACUGUCACCUUAAUACAUUUGAUGUGCACUUUAAUACCAAAUCUGGAUGCAGAGUAACAAUAUUCAUCAGCAUGUAAAACCCCCCUCAGCUACUGUGGCAGUCUACUUCAUUUCAAUCCCAGGGUCAACAAUUAGACUCUAUCUGUGAUGUGGAUACACACAUCGCAUUUCCAUGCAUACAUGAAGGUACACACAAAUUCAUUUCCAUUUGUUCCCAUGGUACAUUUCUGUAAUGAACUUUUUACAUGCGUGCCGUUGCUGCAUCAGGUAUGGUAGAAAACUGAAGAGCCCUUUAAAUCCCGAGAGCACAGUUGUGUUGGCUACCAGAGUGAUUACACAACCUCGAUCAGAUGCCUCUCUAGCUGUCGGCGUCUGGUUUGUAGCACAGCAGAAAGGAGUGAUAUGGGAAUAUUGAUGCAGGCGAGGUUCUUUAUGGCUCCCGCUGUUAACAAGCAGUGUGGAUGUCAUGGUGCCUUGAGGGCACAUUUGUGAUUGAGAGUGGAGAUGGGAACACUGCCAGCAACAGAUUAGCUGACAGGGCAAAGAAAGUGACCUACAAGAUGGCACAUUUAGCCAGAGGAUAAACCUAACAUGAAUAUGUAUACAAGUCGGAAUUUUACAAGACAGACUUCCAAGGUGAGGCAUCAGAAAUAAGUCUAUACAUUUAUACGGGCAUACAACAGUGAGACACAAUAACCAACAGGAUUAUCUUCCUGGAAAACACGUGAAUUAGAUCUGUGCUCAAAUGCCAGGUACUAUUCUAAACUUCAUCAGUGCUGCUGGAAAAAAAAUCUUUUUUAUUGAUUCCCUCCUAAAAUUACCCCGCAAAGACCAAUACAAUUUAUGUUAACUAGACUCUGAGGUCACAAUUUGUUUUCGAUCCACAAGUGCAGCCACACUGGAGAGAAACAAACAAGCCAAAAAAAGAUCUCGUGAACACACCAACAUAUCCUGAUGUGCUGGGUAAUGUAUCAGUUCCCUUGAUGUUACUUCCUGCACACACAGAAAUGUGUGAGUACUGGGUACAUCAUUUAAUGGCAAUGCUAAUACCAUUAUUUGCAUUAUUUCUAUUAUACAUACUGACCUUAAAGGGCCUACUUGGUUAGACUUCUGUUGUGUUUUGUAGCUUCUUGUUCCCAUUACCAGCUAUUUUAAAGUCAGGUCACAAGCCUUGGUCCUUAUCAGUUCACAGAGACCGUUGAAAAUUUCUCUAAGCAGGAAUAACACCUCCACAUUUAUGCAGAGGACAUAUGAAAAAGACACUUUUUCUACCACACUAACCAGCUGACAUCUUAUUUAUACAUUAGUUUGACUAGUGGCAAAAAUCUUCACAAAGUCUACUACAGGUUAGUGUUAAUGGCCUGUAUUGUUUGCUGUCGCCACAAAUGAAAGCUGCUUUGUUGGUCUGGAAGUUUGACUAUCUACUUAAUAUCUAAUAAUACAAAAUUAUUAUUUUGUCACACUGUAGCCCAUUUCAUAGAAAAAAUGGAAAGGCUAGCAGUGUAUUAAACCAAAUCAAUCUCCACUCUUAUUUUGAAAAAAUAUUGCAUUAUUAAAUGCUCCAAACUAUCCCAACUAAGACCUUUUUUAUUGAUAUGAUGUUGUUACAAACACCAUGACUAUAACAGAGGAGAAAAUAUUCUUCAUUGCAAAGGCUCUUCUCCUGUGCAACUGAAAAAUGAACUAGAGUAAUGUGUAAAAUCAAGCCUGGGUCUCUUGUCAAUAUAGUUGGCAUUUUUCAGACUGACCUUUUUGAGCCGCAGUGUCCUCAUUCAUUUCUGGAUUACACAUACUGCGCUAUAAAAUUGUUUUAAUGCUUCAUUUCCUCUGUGGCAACAAAACACAUUGCACAAGCCUUCAGAAAAAUGUGUUUUCUAAACUGGGAUAGCAAAACACUUUGAGUGCUGACCAUAGGUUGAAAAUUAAAGAUGGAUGUAGCCACUCUGGCAUCACCUAUUGGUUAGUGAAACACCAUGUCAAGCCUUAAGCAGGAGGACAGCUGUCAUAAGGGGAGGAUCAGACUGAUAAAAGAGCCACACUGCUCGCUAGUACCAUAAUGACUUGUCAAUCGCAAAAACAUAUCCUGCUUCAUACUUCGCUUUGACUCUAAUGAGGGUCAUAGGUUACAGAAAAUACAUAAUAACGCUUGAAACUAGAGAACGAAAUGAAAACAUUCUUCUAUUUCCCAUUAUGUUUUACUUUAUUUAUUUAUUUUUAUUAGAGGUCAGCUUCUGCUGUCCAAAAAGUCUCAAGCCACUCCUCAUUUCUCCCCAUUUUGCUAGCAAAAUAGGAAAUAUGUAGAACCAUUUAUUGCAACAUAUACAAGCAUACGUUUUAAAUAUGGCCGCCGGUCCCAAACCAUGACAGAGCCUUCACUGUGUUUUACUGAUGGCUGUGGACACUCACUGUUAUACCUCUUUUCUGACCUCUCCUUGACAGUGACCCUGAAAAUGAGACCAUUUCUGUUGAGGCAAGCAUUAAAUUGAUAAACUGAAGGGCCAGAUGUAUUUUUCAGGUCCUGUGCCAGUUCUUUCCUGUAUUCUUUCCUAUUUCUUAAGGACAUGACUCACUGAUACUGUUCAUCUGCUGUAGUUUUGUUUAGGUUUGCUACUUUGUUUUUUUCCUUCACUUGACCAAUUUCCUCACAUAUUUUAAGCAUACACUGCACCCCAUGCCAAGAUAUGCCAAGUUUCAGAUAAUAGUUCUUUUGGAAUUCCCUUUGUUGGUGCAAAAAUCCUAUUUUAUAUCUGUCAAAAUGUUAUUUCUGGUCAUUUUUUUCAGAUUAAGCUAAAGUAAUGGGAACAAAUUAUGUUUUUUUUAACAGGCUGCUACUAAAAAGUGCCUAAAGUUACAAUUUAAAAUUAUAUUUUGGUUCUUUGCUAAAUUGUCUGUUGGACACAGUGGUUCGUUACUUGAGUUAAGGAUUUCUUUUUUAGGUCAGUGUUAAGUGGCUUAACAAACAAAAAUAAUAUUUGCUUUAAAAAUGGUCAGGUACAAGGACAGGACUGAAAAAUAAUGAAAAAAAAACAGGCAAUGUCCAAAGAAAAACCUGAUCUGCAGAAAGCCUAGAGAACUAUUGCUCAGGACCACUUCUUAACAUGACAGAAAGAAAGUCUGGAGCCUUGAGAGCAAAAUAUAAAGAAAUUAGGGGUGAUUCAAGACUUUUGCACAGUACUAUACAUCCAUAUUUUAUAUGCAGUUGCUCACCAGCAGCAUUUAAACUACAGAUACAUCUUAAUCCCUUCACACUUGCAGUAAAACACCACAUUACACCGAUACGCUCUCUACUCAAACAAUGCUUUCAACAUAGUUGUCAUAGACCAUGAAUAUAUCACACAUUCCACUGUUUCAAAACCAAUUUUAAAAGAUUGUUUUUGUCUUAUUUAUGUUUAAAGUAGUUAAAUAUUAUUGUGAGGUCCUUUCUUACCUAACACAAAAUCAAAACGGCAACAUUAAAACGAUGAAUAUCUUUCUUUGGACAUUGCUUACUAACAGGGCUGUGAAUUUCUUUUCCCUUUAACUGUUUUGUUGUUUACGUGCACUAGUUUGUAGUGUUUAUCUCUGUAAUUGUUGCAAAAAUGAAAUUUCAUUUGGUUUUAACGUAUUGCAGGCAUUUGUUAGUGGAAACGAGUUCAGUCUUAAUAAAGACAACU
Maylandia zebra (zebra mbuna) is the source of this 7895-nucleotide messenger RNA. Its product is annotated as G-protein coupled receptor 22. The record is from RefSeq and is a predicted model, not a curated record. Gene Ontology annotation, biological process: cellular response to hormone stimulus; G protein-coupled receptor signaling pathway. NCBI's taxonomy places the organism in Eukaryota, Metazoa, Chordata, Actinopteri, Cichliformes, Cichlidae. Gene Ontology annotation, cellular component: plasma membrane. Gene Ontology annotation, molecular function: peptide binding; G protein-coupled receptor activity.